Messenger RNA from Cokeromyces recurvatus, 614 nucleotides. RefSeq names its product protein RHO1. The record is from RefSeq and is a predicted model, not a curated record. Lineage: Eukaryota; Fungi; Mucoromycota; Mucoromycetes; Mucorales; Mucoraceae. Gene Ontology annotation, biological process: small GTPase-mediated signal transduction. Gene Ontology annotation, molecular function: GTP binding; GTPase activity. The transcript is spliced from 5 exons. The coding region runs from base 11 to 598 and encodes 195 amino acids.
AAAAAAAGAAAUGGGAAAGCUUAGUCGAAAAAAAUUAGUUGUAGUAGGUGAUGGCUUUUGUGGAAAAACUAGUUUAUUACAUGUUUUUCAACAUAAUGAAUUUCCAAAGGAUUAUGUUCCUACAGUUUUCGAGAAUUAUAUUGCUAUAAUUCACCAUGAAUCAGGUAAAUCAAUUGAAUUAUCCUUAUGGGAUACAGCAGGCCAAGAAGAGUAUGAUAGACUUCGACCUCUUUGUUAUCCCGAGACAGAUGUUAUUCUAGCCUGUUUUGCUAUUGAUCAAGUACAAUCAUUUGAGAAUGUGAAGGAUAGGUGGAUUCCUGAAAUGGAUCAUUUCUUAUUCAACACUCCACGUUUAUUAGUUGGCACAAAAGGCGAUUUAAGAGCAAAUGGAAAGCGUAUUGCUGAGUUACAGACAAAUGGCCAGCAACUGAUGUCUGUUGAACAGGCUGUGUCAUUAGCAAAAAAAUUGAACACUCAAUAUAUUGAAUGCAGUGCAAAAACAAACACAAACAUUACUGAGGUUAUACAUGCUGCUGCUGGUCUUGUCAUUCAUAACCAUAAAAGUGGAUUAAAGAGGAAAAUAUGCAAUUUACUUUAACAAAAAAAAAAAAAAA